CAUGGCGGAGGCGGGCAGAGCCGCAGCCCGCCGCCCCGUCCCCCCCCGGCCGCCGGCGGGCCGGGGCUGCGCCGUCCAGGUGUCUGUCAUCGUGCCUGUUCACAAUAGUGAAUGCUGGUUAGAUGAAUGCUUGAAGUCAGUUUGGGAACAAGAUUUUAAAGAAACCAUGGAGCUGUCAGUUUUUAAUGAUGCCAGUGAGGAUGGUUCAGCUGAAAUAAUUGAAAAAUGGAAGAUGAAGUUGGAAGAUGCUGGUGUUCCAGUAAUUGUUGGUAGCAAUGAUUCAUCUCAACCUCGAGGCGUUGGAUUUGCUAAAAAUCAAGCAGUAAUUCAGAGCUCAGGAACCUAUCUCUGCUUUCUGGAUUCAGAUGAUGUGAUGAUGCCACAGCGGGUUAGGCUGCAGCACGAAGUUGCCAUUCAACACCCAAACAGUAUUGUUGGUUGCCAAAUCAGAAGAGAGCCACCAGAGUCGACGGAACGGUAUACUCGUUGGAUCAAUAGUCUGACUGAAGAACAACUUCUUACACAGGUGUUUACCUCCCAUGGACCUACUGUGAUCAUGCCAACCUGGUUCUGUUCUCGAGAAUGGUUUUUUCAUGUGGGAAAAUUUGAUGAGGGUGGAAAGGGUGUUCCAGAAGACCUGUUGUUUUUCUACAAACAUAUCCAAAAUGGUGGUGAAGUCUUUCGAGUAAACCAUUGCCUCCUGCUGUACCGUUACCAUCCACAGGCUGCCACUCACUCUGUCCUAGAGGAAACCAUCUGGAAUCACCGUGUCAGGUUUCUUGAAGACAGAGUCCUCAGCUCUUGGACAUCAUUCACCAUUUGGAAUGCUGGCAAGCAAGGCAAGAAGCUCUACAGAAGCUUGUCACCAGCUAAUCGGAAAAAGGUAACUGCAUUUUGUGAUGUGGAUGAAAAGAAAAUAACAAAAGGAUUCUACACAUAUGAGGAAUCUGAGGAGAGACCAAAACCAAGAAUUCCAGUAUGUCACUUCAGAGAUGCAACUCCUCCCUUCAUUAUCUGCGUGAAGCUGGAUUUGACAGGUGGAGCAUUUGAAACGAACCUGAACAUGCUGAACUUGAAGGAAGGGGUGGAUUAUUAUCACUUUAACUAAAAACCAAGCGUGCUGCACAGUUCCUGCUGAGAGCCCUUUUGUCAGGAUGCUGCAGCACGAACCCAUCCAUCCUAAUGGCACCUGAACCCAGAGCUUCAGUUGACAGACCAGCAGCCACUGCCUGCAGCUUCAUCAUGCUGAGCUCUACAAGAGAGAAGAAACAUGUGGAGUAGGCAUGUAUCACUGUAUUAACAGUACCUCGAUCAUGUAAUUUAGUAAACUAAAAAUGGAGAAGAAAAUGUAGACGUACAAAGCUGUAAUAUUUACAGUCCUUUUUAACACCAUGAUUUUUAACUAUUCUCUAGCAGCUUUUAUUUGUACAAGAUUUAAAGGCAUUUUAAGUGCUGAUUUCAUCUGAAAUUAACUUUGGCCACCUUUUCAUACUGUUAUUAUUGGCUUCCUCUCUCGUUUCUCCCCUGUUCUCAGGAUAGGGGAGCUCUGCAAGAGCAAUGUGUUGUGCGCUCCUGUGUAAGCACAGCCCAGGAUCAGCUGGCCAGCUGUGAAAAGUCCUUCACGUGCACUCUGUCACUUUCAGAGUGAACUCCAGCAGUUCUCAGGGCAGGGGCAGGCUUCACUCUUUGCUAAAAGUUAUACUAAUGUGAUUCUCUUAUGUUAAAAGAGGAGGAAAAGAUAUAGUUCCAAAUUCAGCACCUAACUUCCAGAUUACAAACAGCAUCAUGUGUAUCAUAUACAUACCUAGAUGUAUAUUUGGGUAUUUCUUAUUGUUUUGUACAUAUUAGAGACAGUUUUCUCCUAACUUGUCAGUCUUCUCUCAGCCUCCUAUAAUUUAGGAAUUGAAAUAAGGGGGGUUUUGAGAUCAGGGAGUUCAUCUUGUAACAUCUUUAUUUUGAACAUAACAUUUCUGGUGGAUAGAAAACCCUGACUCAGCAACGCUCAGGGCCAUUUUUGCUCUAAAACCAGUUCCUUGCAUGGGUGAGAGGGUCAGAUUCUUGUUCAGCAAAAUUACAAAACCGUUAGUUGCAGGUUUCUUAAAACUGUACUAAUAGCAGAAAGGUGUAAACAUGAUGGUAAAAACUGGAAGAUGAGUAAAGAAACUGCUCUGGGCACAGCAGGGUGUCUCUGAAGUUUACUCACAGUAAGUAACCACAGUUAAGAAUGGUCUUCUGACCAAUUUUUUAAAUAGACUUUAAAAUGUGUGUAUAUAUAUAUAUAUUUUUUUACAUCAAUGAUAACUCAAACAUAGGAUCUAUGUACAUUAGGAAGUAUCUUCAGUGUAAAGGAUUAUCAGUAUAUAUUACACAGGAGGAACUGGCUGACCUCAAGGACUUACAUCACGUAACAAUCACACAGAGCCAGUUCAACAAGCACUGUAAAAACAUCACCAGCUAAGAUCUCCUAUAGAUGCUAUGCAGGAGAAAGGACUUGGUGGCUUUCAGCCACAGAUGGUGCAGCUGUGAAAAAGGCUAAUGCUAAAAAUGCAAUUCUGAAGUGGAACUGCGCAGGGCAAGAAAAUAAUGGUUUGCAUAAUUCUAGUCAUGAAAAUAAACCUAAUGGUGUUCAGACAGCUUAGAAAAUGAGGGAAAUGAAGAUCCACCCUCUUAGGAAAGAAGAUUUCACAGGUGAUGUUUCUGAAUUCUAAAACAAUUACAAAGGACAAAGCACUCUAGAGCUGUGAAAGCACAAUGAAAAUUACAGAGGCCAAGAAUAAAUCGAUAUACCACUAUUUUUAAGCUUAAUCUGUUUACAGAAUAGAUCAUAUGCUGUGGAUGCCUUUGAUAGUAGGGAACUAGCCCUAAGUCAUCAAGCAUUUUCACCUUGUCGUGUAUUACUCGAACUAAAAAUAACUUUUCUUUGUAAAUUGUCAUGUUAACACAUGUUCUCUAAAGCAGUAAUAAUUCAGCCUCCUUGUUUGGACAGGGAGGAGAGGAACCCCUGACCGAGCAGAAAAUCCUGCACUUCUGAAACAUGGAGCAGAUGGGCAAUUCCAAACAAUCUGAAUGAAAUGGGGCCUACAUGGGGACAUGGUGUCUUCUGUGAAUGUAUUAAUGGUUAAAUUCUAUUCUUCCUCUUAGGCAAUGGUAGAACUCGGUGCUUUCCAUCUCACAUUAUCAUUUUGCUGUUGAUCUUGGUAGGGAGGGUUUUAUCCUUUUUUUUAAUUCCCAAGAGAUGUCAGGCAGACAGUGUUUGAAACAUCUGUACUACAUUUUCAUUCUAGGUUUUGUCUGAGUAAGAUGUCAUGCUACAAGCCUGGAACGUUUUCAAGAAGCAAGACUGGAAGGACUCAAGAGUCUCCAGCAAUUCUCUGUAUUGUGUAGUUAGGUGUGAGGAAGUUCCUCCUGGUGCACAUGGAUGUAUUCAUGAACCAGUGAAGAACCACAGCUGCUGCACACAAGUACUCAGUAGAUGUGGUGGAGCAGGUGAUCAUCACUGUUUCUCUAACCCCACUCUGGAGCCAGUUGCUUUUUCUUACCUUGGACACCAGCUGUGGUUUGGGCACGUUCAUGAGAUCACAGAGGCAGUUGCGCUUCUCUCUUACAACGGGCAGUUCAGCUUCCCUGUGUGAGGAAGUAUUGUCCAGUUAAUUGAUAAGUAAAACCUGGAAGUUGGCUACAUCCAUACAGCUAUCCAUCCUGUCACUCUCUACUAUGUGUGCAGCUAUUCUUUCGUGUACAUUUGUAGAAGUUUUUGUUGUGUCACAUUUUGAGACUAACAAACAUUUUUGUACCAUCUUAGGGCAGAUACCCCCUGAGUACACAGUAAGUCUUCCACAAGUGACCAGUUGCUAGUAAAAUGUCCAAGACUAUUCUUUUUGAUUUUUGCAUUCCAAAAUAUAAGACUUAUGAAUAACAACCCUUUUGACUUAUUCUCUACAGUUACAGCUCCAUUUUGUUUAAGAAGAGUUUGCCUCAAGAAUUAAGAUAAAUGUCACUGGAUUUGGAGAACAUUCGACAUUCUCCUGAAGUAGAAAAUCCAGACCUAGAACUUGCCUUUUAAAAGGUUUCUGCAAUAGCAUGGUGGCCAUGAGAUAAUUUCCUCAAGAACUGUCAGUUACAAAAAGCUCCCAAAUGCCAAAAAUCCCUGCAGACAACAUUCUUUUCCAUGCUGUAAAAAUCUACCACUCUGGAAUGCUGUGAGACUGCUCCCAUUACUCACCAUUUCAGUAGAUUUGUUUUGGUUUUCUUAAGUAACAACUGUAAAUGAACUACUAAAACUUUAACUCUUUUUGCACAUAAACAGAGUCCAAAACUACAGAGAAAAUGCUUAAAGGGCAAGUCAGAAAUAACUUUGGACAAUUUGUCAUAUUUAAUACUGGAAACCUUCCUCUAGCUGAACAAACUUAUUAUUUAUAAUUAGUUUAAACUCUGAAUUCUACAACUGUUUGACAAACUCUCUGUAGUUCCAUCAAGGAAAAAAGCUGUGUAGCCAGUAAUUAAUUAUCAUCUUCCCCAAAUAUUAAUUCUCAGUUAGCUUCCUGACGUUAAUGCUUAUUGCAAUUCAGAAGUUACUGGUUGUUCUAGCAUGAGAGUAUUUGAGAGUAACAAGCAGCCCUCUUUGACACUCAGCAAAGGCUUCAAGUGUCUCCUUUGUAAACAGUUAAAUCUAUGAGAUAAAACAAUUAAGUUGGAAGUGAAUGAGCUCUUCAUCUUUAAUCGUGGUGCAGUGGAUGUACUGCAAUGGGGAGCUUAGAGCCAGCCCUGAACUAAGACAGCCCAACCCAGGCAGCCCCAUCACACUAAUUAUUUUGCUGAACUAUUUUUUAGGAAGUAUUUUGCUUUCUUGUACUAACCCCUUUGGAGCUGUCCUGCCACUGGUGCUUCUGUAGCUGGUUGGUCUAACUGUGGUACUGUGAACACCCCUGUGUGAUAGCAAUAACCUGCUCCUCCUCAGUUGUUUCUGUGAUCAAAUUCUUUAUGUAACUUCUGAGCAAGCCUGCUCUUCAACUCAGAGUUCAUAAGGGAGCCCUGCAUCACACUAAACACCAAUAUGUAGCUACACAACAAUAAUUUUAACAACAGGCAGAACUGUUAAUAACCAAUUCUUCAAACCUGAGACCGUUACUCUGAUUUUUUGUACUGGAAAAUUCAGGAAAAAAAGAGCAACAGCCACCCCUGACAAUGACAAACUUUGUUUUCUUUUCCCAAAGAUAAGGUUACUUAAGCUCAAACAUAGAAAUAAACUAGAAAGUAAAUAAAAUUUAAAUGAUGUAAGCAUGCAGUCUGAAAAAUGUAACCCACAAGCUUGAGGGAGCUUUGUUCUCUGAACAUGUCUUGGUUCAUUUUAUUUCCAUGAAAUAAUGAAGACAAAAACCCAUUUACUAUAAUGACUAAAUAAAUAAUAUAUAUCUGUCUAUUCUCAUGUAUUGACUACUCCUUGAGGCAGGGUGUUGGGCCACUGCACCCAUGACCCAGGAGAGUCAGCUGGAACAAGGAAACACAUUUAACCUGGCAGCAAAACUAAUAAACUGAUUUAAGCUUUGGUGAAUCCUGCUUGGGAAGAACAAGGCCCUGCUCCCCUGCCCUUGGAGGAAGGUAGCAGGAGGUAAAUGAGUGAAUUAUGCUCUAUAGAAGUGGUUGUUUAAUUCAUGCAAUCAUAUGCUUGGGAAACAUCUAAACUGUUCCAGUUCAAAGUAUUUGCUUGAAUACAACAUUUGUAGUGUUUUGA
Molecule: messenger RNA, 5731 nt
Organism: Strigops habroptila (Kakapo)
Lineage: Eukaryota; Metazoa; Chordata; Aves; Psittaciformes; Psittacidae
Gene: B3GNTL1
Product: UDP-GlcNAc:betaGal beta-1,3-N-acetylglucosaminyltransferase like 1
Exons: 13
Coding region: 2-1108 (368 amino acids)
Source: RefSeq, a predicted model, not a curated record